AAUUGUAAACAAGCUGUUUGCACGAGGACCGUUUGCAUGAGCACAGGCCGAAAAGAUCGACGACUGCAUUUCAGGUUGAAUGUCUCUACAUAACUGUUAUACUGUGCGCAGCAAGACUAUGAACAGCAAGUAGCCCCUCAGCACCACAGAACAAGCUUUUACAAAAGUUGCACAUAUACUUUCAUUUGACUUUUGUGUGAUGGGACUCUCUGAGAUACUAUCUUUUGGACGUGAAAUGUACCGAAGGCAUUCCAAUGAAAUAUAAACAAUGCACCAUCAAAUAAUUCCUUCAUACUCAUGCACCUUUUAUAAAUGCAUCAUAAAACCAAAGACAAACAUUAGUUCUGUUGUGUCUGUAAUUUGCUGGUAGUUUUGAAAGAACAUCUGAAAAUUACUCUCGUGACAUGGAAGAAAAAGACAACGCCAAGUGUGAUGUCUGUGGUGGAAUGUUUGGGAGCAAACAUAUCUUGAGCCACCAACAUACACAUACAAAAGAGAAGCCACACACGUGUGACGUCUGUGGUAAGGGUUUUAGUCGACCAUCUUACCUACACAAACAUACCAAAACACAUAAGGGAGCAAAGCCUCACAAGUGUGAUGUCUGUGGUAAGGAAUUUAAUCAGGCAUCAAACCUUCGAAGACAUGUAAGGAUACACACCGGAGAAAAGCCUUACAAAUGUGAUGUUUGUGAUAAGAGGUUUAGUGAUUCGUCUGUCUUACAGAAACAUGUAAGGACACAUAUGGAGAUUAAGCCCUACAAAUGUGAUAUAUGCGGAAGGGAAUUUAAUAGGAAUGGCCAACUAAAAUCACAUAUCAGGACUCAUUCAGAUAAUAACACUCUCGCGGAUGAUAAAUGUGGGGACAAAGUGAAUAGUUUAUCUGACAAACAGAAACGUACGAUGUCAUACGCAGGAGCAAAACCUUGCAAGUGUGAUAUUUGUGAUAAAACAUUUAAUUCAAGAGAACACUUAAAGCUUCAUAUCAGAACACAUACAGGGGAAAAGCCUCACAAGUGUGAUCUCUGUGGUAAGGAAUUUAAUCAGGCAUCUAACCUUCGAAGACAUAUAAGGACACACACAGGAGAAAAACCCUACAAGUGUGAUGUCUGCAGUAAGAGUUUUAGUGAUUCAACUAUUCUACAGAGACAUGUAAGGACACAUACCGGAGACAAGCCUUACAAAUGUGAUAUUUGUGGAAGGGAAUUUAGUAGGAAUGACCAACUAAAAUUACAUAUCAUGACUCAUACAGAUAAUAACACUCUCGCGGAUGAUAUAUGUGGGGACAAAGUGAAUAGUUUAUCUGACAAACAGAAACGUUUGAUGUCAUACGCAGGAGCAAAACCUUACAAGUGUGAUAUUUGUGGUAAGGAGUUUACUACUAGGGAACACCGAACGGUACAUAUCAGGAUACAUACAGGCGAGGAGCCUUUCAUGUGUGACAUUUGUGGUAAGGGGUUUAAUCAGGCAUCAAACCUUAAGAGGCAUGCAAGAAUACACUCCAGCGAAAAGCCCUACAAGUGUGAUCUCUGCAGUAAAAGGUUUAGUGAUUCAUCUACGCUACAGAGACAUUUCAGGACACAUACCGGAGAGAGGCCUUUCAAGUGUGAUCUCUGUAGAAAAGAAUUCACUCAAUCCCAUACUCUACAAUUACAUAUACUAACACAUACUGGAGAAAAACCUUACAAAUGUGAUGUCUGUAGUAGGGAAUUUAAUAGGGCCCACGAACUGAAAUCACAUAUCAAGUCACAUGCUGAAGGGAAACUUUCUAUGUGUGACCUGUGUGGUAAGGGAUUUAGUGAUUCAGUUAGCCUACAAAAGCAUUUUGGGACACAUACAAGAGAGAAGUCUUACAAGUGUGACGUCUGUGGAAAGGUGUUUAACCAGGUAUCUAAAAUGCAAACACAUUUUAUGAUACAUACUAAAGAAAAGCCUUUCAAAUGUGAAGACUGUGGUAAGGUGUUUAAUCAGGCAUCUCACCUACGAAGACAUGCGAGGAUACACUCCGGAGAAAAGCCCUACAAGUGUGAUCUCUGCAGUAAAAGGUUUAGCGAUUCAUCUACGCUACAGAGACAUUUCAGGACACAUACCGGAGAGAGGCCUUUCAAAUGUGAUCUCUGUAGAAAAGAAUUCACUCAAUCCGCUGCCCUACAGUUGCAUAUACUAAAACAUACUGGAGAAAAACCUUACAAAUGUGAUGUCUGUAGUAGGGAAUUUAAUAGGGCCCACGAACUGAAAUCACAUAUCAAGUCACAUGCUGAAGGGAAACUUUCUAUGUGUGACCUGUGUGGUAAGGGAUUUAGUGAUUCAGUUAGCCUACAAAAACAUUUUGGGACACAUACAAGAGAGAAGUCUUACAAGUGUGACGUCUGUGGAAAGGAGUUUAACCAUGCAUCUAAAAUGCAAACACAUUUCAUGAUACAUACUAAAGAAAAGCCUUUCAAGUGUGAAGACUGUGGUAAGGGGUUUAAUCAGGCAUCUCACCUACGAAGACAUGUGAGGAUACACUCCGGAGAAAAGCCUUACAAGUGUGAUGUCUGCAGUAAGAGUUUUAGUGAUUCAACCACUCUUCAGAGACAUUUAAGGACACACAUGGAGAAGAAGCCCUACAAAUGUGAUAUAUGUGGAAAGGAGUUUAAUAGGAAUGACCACCUAAAAUCACAUAUCAGGAUUCAUACACACGAGAACACAGGGAAAGAAUUUGAUUAUUCAUCUGACAUACAUUUCCGGUCAUAUGCUGGAGAGAAACCAUACAAGUGUGAUAUUUGUGGUAAGGAGUUUACUACUAGGGAACACCGAACGGUACAUAAUAGAAUACAUACAGGCGAUGAGCCUUUCACGUGUGACAUUUGUGGUAAGGGGUUUAAUCAGGCAUCAAACCUUAAGAGGCAUGCGAGAAUACACUCUGGAGAAAAGCCAUACCAGUGUGAUGUCUGCAGUAAAAGGUUUAGUGAUUCGUCUAUUCUACAGAAACAUUCCAGGACACAUACCAAAGAGACGCCCUAAAAUGGAAUGUCUGAGGUAAAGGUUUCGUUCAUCACCUAAGGUUAUACUUCGGGAAACCUGGAAGAGACACUCUUUACAGAAGUUAUGUCUGUGGUAAAAUUGUAUAGACAAGCAUCCCUUCCAGACACAUCUCUGCAGCUGCAUUAGGAGUUUUAAUUUAUAACUGUUAGGUCUAAUGUUAAUCUCCUUUACCUAGGAGAGACUCCCAACAUACGUUUAUCAGAAAACAUACAGCAGGGAUACCUUGCAGUCUUUAUAUCUGUUGUAAAAAGUAAAACAGAAUAACCUGCAAGUCAGCACACAUAACGGAUCGUAUUUUUAAAGUUGCGAUGUCUGUGGUCAGGUCAUUCAUCUACGUUACAAACACUUCCAACCAAUAGUAACUACGAGGGAUAACCCCUACAGCCAUGAUGUCAGUAAAGGAUUUAGCCAUCGUAUCUACAGACACAUCUCGGAACAUAAACAAUGGACAAUUUACGAGUGUUAUGUUUGCGGUAGUACCUUUUGUUAAUGACGUCGACAGCAUAAUACUUAUCAUAUACAACAUUUGAUACAUACAUGCGGGUAUAAGAGAAGCAUACACGUUUAUUACCAUACCUCAUGUUUAGCUCACCUGUCCCGAAGGUUUCUUGUACUCCUUCGAUAAACCUGUAUGGUACUCAGAAGGUUUUAAAUAGAAAUCAAAAUACCAGGUGAGCUAUUAAGGCCCCUAGGCCUCGUGUUAUAAUAGCGUGUCUGAUUGGACGAUACUGGUCACAUGACGGGUCAUAUUUCCCUUAUUUGAAUAAUCUCUAUAAAAAUCGGCAUGACGGAAGCAGACGACAACAGUGGCGCGUCAACCUGCUCAUCUUUACUAUCGUGUUAUUGUUUUGGAUUUUUCGACACAAUAAAAUAUAUAUUGCCCUUGCAGUAGGGAACCACAAUUCUUGUAUACUCCUCGAUUAAUUAUGUUUCACAUGGGCUUGGCCCUCGUGAAACAUGAUUAACCUCGGAGAAACAAAGAAUCGUAUGUUCCGGUCCUUCAGUAAGGUAAUAAAUGUGUAAUAUUGUAUUACCGUGUACAAAUAAUCUGUCUAUAGAAAGUGUCUAUAUGUGGCGUUGUUAUGAGAUAUAUUGUAUCAUCAUCUAUAUACUACUUUAUACCACCUACCGGUAGCAUGAUACGUUAUUAUGAUGGGUUGUCGGUAUGACACAAAAUCAAGAAGAAGCUGAGUACCACUUGAGAAGAACUUUUGAAUGGUCUUUCCCAUUUGGGAACGUACUUUCUAGAAAAUAUGAACGUCUGCUCACGCCAGGUGACGUCCUGAACCGGAAUAAUAUCCACACAAAGGUAUUCAGCGUAUGUUAGUAGUCCGUCUUAAACAAUCAAUAUACAGUUUGGGAGACAAAUUGUGAGAAUAGCAACACCAUUUUAAGUGUAUAUACGAAUAUCGAUAACCCUAUGCAAUAAUAUUGUUUUAAAAAUAUUUUUUUCUACAUAGUUUAAAGGUUCAUGGUAUUCCUCCGCCCAAAUAUUCUACUAGUUUACGUUUGUCAUAGACCGAUGAUUCGCGAUUGAUGAUCAUUGAACUUACAAGUCAUUUGGAAAUAUGAUGUUUAGUUGAUUUUUUACGAAUGGAGACAUAUUGUAAGGUAGUAGUAUUUAGAUGAUAGUUUAUCACACAGUAUUGUCAAGGUUUGCCGUAAGAACAAUACUCUCGUCGCGGGCACAUGAACGAAAUCUCGAGUCAUGACUUCUUGAUGUUAUUCACUUGCUCGCGAGAAAAUUGUUUUCUCAACAAACCCUAAAGAUAAUGUGAGAAUCCAUAAUUCUACUAAAGAACACAUAAAUAAUCUCGAUAUUACGAUAACGACAGCAGAUGUUUGUACUGUUAACAUGUAAGCGGUAUUCUGUAUAAAGCGCGUCUCACAUUCUCUCCGAUGUCGUCAUAUAUCAACAGCUGCAAUGAAAUAAAGAAGAUCAUGUUUUCUGAAAUAUCUUUUUUGAUUGAAGGCUUUUAUGUGCGUGUUUAUGAGUACCUAAGGGAUCGGAUUGUUUUUGAGCGGUAAACAAAAUGAUACCAAAAUAUAAAAAUAGAUUUCAGUAUGUAGCAAGAGACUUUAUCACAUAAUGUACUGUGUUAUCUAGUGAAUAUACCUAUGUCAUUUUUUUGCGUAUUAACCAUGUAAUAUGACCAAUUAGCCCUGUGAUUGGUUGAAAGUUCCAAUUGUUUCGUCACG
This is a messenger RNA of Mizuhopecten yessoensis (Yesso scallop), 5222 nucleotides long. RefSeq names its product zinc finger protein 91-like. Gene Ontology annotation, molecular function: RNA polymerase II cis-regulatory region sequence-specific DNA binding; DNA-binding transcription factor activity, RNA polymerase II-specific. Gene Ontology annotation, cellular component: nucleus. Gene Ontology annotation, biological process: regulation of transcription by RNA polymerase II. The record is from RefSeq and is a predicted model, not a curated record. Bases 405 to 3002 code for a protein of 865 amino acids. The transcript has 3 exons. Lineage: Eukaryota; Metazoa; Mollusca; Bivalvia; Pectinida; Pectinidae.